AGCAGCUCUCUUCGAGGACUCUAGCCCCGACCUCCGGCGCCGUCACGUCCUGCGAGACUCCACCAUUCCCUGCGCUGGGGGGAAGGCGAGGGGUGCUGGAAAGUCACACCCUCCGUCCUUUUCUUGUUUGUCCUUGACCUCCGGAUAGAUUUAAAAAUUCUGAGACUUCUUCACCAGUGUGGCUUGCGUGGAACCUCCCAGGCUGGGUCGAGUCACUGUUCGUGCCCCACGCUGUGCCUCUGCCCCCCGGGGAGAAGUGGUAGUUCCCAGUUCGCCCCGCCUCUCUUUCGCCCCUCCCCCAACAUGGCGGCUGCCAGCCAGCGCUUGCUGUUGGCGGGUAGUGGUGGCGGCUGCUGUUGCUGAAGAAGCUGCUGCUUCUUUCAUUCGGGCUCCGACCUAGAGAAGAAUUGUAAAGUGAGGGAGGUAGGAAGGAAAGACGAGAGUGCUGAGGGAGGGCCGAGGAGGAACCUUUCUAUUUGCUGACCUUGGGAUGAAAAAAUGACAUCUAUCAUCAAACUAACUACCCUUUCGGGGGUGCAAGAAGAGUCUGCCCUUUGCUAUCUGCUUCAGGUUGAUGAGUUUCGAUUUUUAUUGGACUGUGGCUGGGAUGAGCACUUUUCAAUGGAUAUCAUAGAUUCCCUUAGGAAACAUGUUCACCAGGUAGAUGCAGUACUGCUCUCUCAUCCUGAUCCUCUCCAUCUUGGUGCCCUCCCAUAUGCUGUUGGAAAAUUGGGUUUGAAUUGUGCUAUCUAUGCAACCAUUCCUGUUUAUAAAAUGGGACAAAUGUUCAUGUAUGAUCUUUAUCAGUCUCGUCAUAAUACAGAGGAUUUUACACUUUUUACACUGGAUGAUGUGGAUGCAGCUUUUGAUAAAAUACAACAACUCAAAUUCUCUCAAAUUGUGAAUUUGAAAGGCAAAGGGCAUGGUUUGUCCAUCACACCUCUGCCAGCUGGUCACAUGAUAGGAGGAACAAUAUGGAAAAUAGUUAAAGAUGGGGAAGAAGAAAUUGUUUAUGCUGUUGACUUCAAUCACAAGAGGGAGAUUCACUUAAAUGGAUGUUCCCUGGAAAUGUUAAGCAGACCUUCAUUGCUUAUCACAGAUUCCUUUAAUGCUACUUAUGUACAGCCGAGACGAAAACAAAGGGAUGAACAACUACUCACAAAUGUCCUGGAAACACUUCGAGGUGAUGGGAAUGUGUUAAUAGCUGUGGACACAGCAGGCAGAGUUUUGGAACUUGCCCAACUUCUUGAUCAGAUUUGGAGAACUAAAGAUGCAGGACUGGGCGUAUACUCAUUAGCACUCCUGAAUAAUGUCAGCUACAAUGUAGUGGAGUUUUCUAAAUCCCAGGUAGAAUGGAUGAGUGAUAAAUUGAUGAGAUGUUUUGAAGACAAAAGAAAUAAUCCAUUUCAGUUUCGUCAUCUUUCUUUAUGUCAUGGUCUUUCUGAUCUGGCUCGUGUGCCUAGCCCCAAAGUUGUACUUGCCAGCCAGCCUGAUUUGGAAUGUGGGUUUUCAAGAGAUCUCUUUAUUCAGUGGUGCCAGGACUCUAAAAAUUCAAUCAUCCUCACUUAUAGAACUACACCUGGAACAUUAGCCCGUUUCCUAAUAGAUAAUCCUUCUGAGAAAAUCACAGAAAUAGAGUUGAGAAAACGUGUGAAACUUGAAGGAAAAGAACUUGAAGAGUAUCUAGAGAAAGAGAAACUGAAGAAGGAAGCUGCUAAAAAGCUAGAACAAUCAAAGGAGGCAGAUAUAGAUUCUAGUGAUGAGAGUGAUGUUGAAGAAGAUAUUGACCAACCAUCAGCACACAAAACCAAGCAUGAUUUGAUGAUGAAAGGUGAAGGUAGCCGAAAAGGAAGUUUCUUCAAACAGGCUAAAAAGUCUUAUCCUAUGUUUCCUGCCCCAGAAGAAAGAAUUAAAUGGGAUGAGUAUGGAGAGAUUAUCAAACCAGAAGAUUUCUUAGUGCCCGAACUUCAAGCCACUGAAGAAGAAAAAAGCAAAUUAGAAUCUGGCUUGACAAAUGGAGAUGAACCUAUGGAUCAGGAUUUAUCAGAUGUUCCUACCAAGUGCAUAUCUGCAACAGAAUCAAUUGAAAUCAAAGCCAGAGUUACUUAUAUAGACUAUGAAGGACGUUCAGAUGGUGACUCCAUUAAAAAAAUAAUUAAUCAGAUGAAACCACGGCAGUUGAUUAUCGUGCAUGGACCACCAGAGGCCAGUCAAGAUCUAGCAGAAUGUUGCCGAGCUUUUGGUGGAAAAGAUAUUAAAGUGUAUAUGCCAAAGCUACAUGAAACAGUAGAUGCCACCAGUGAAACUCAUAUCUAUCAGGUGAGAUUAAAGGAUUCACUUGUCAGCUCUCUUCAGUUCUGUAAAGCAAAAGAUGCUGAACUAGCUUGGAUAGAUGGUGUCCUAGACAUGCGAGUUUCCAAAGUAGACACAGGUGUUAUUUUAGAAGAAGGAGAACUGAAGGAUGAUGGAGAAGACUCAGAGAUGCAAGUGGAUACUCCUUCAGAUGCUAGUGUCAUAGCACAGCAAAAAGCUAUGAAGAGUCUAUUUGGAGAUGAUGACAAAGAAACAGGUGAAGAGAGUGAAAUUAUUCCCACUUUGGAACCUUUGCCACCUCAUGAGGUUCCUGGACACCAGUCAGUGUUUAUGAAUGAACCAAGACUGUCUGAUUUUAAACAAGUUCUGUUGCGAGAGGGAAUCCAGGCUGAGUUUGUGGGAGGAGUACUUGUUUGCAACAAUCUAGUAGCUGUCCGUAGAACUGAAACUGGACGUAUUGGACUUGAAGGCUGCCUUUGUCAGGAUUUUUAUAGGAUAAGAGAUCUUUUAUAUGAACAGUAUGCUAUUGUGUAGGGGACCUGUUGUCCAGAAGAAUCUGUUUUCCCUUUCUGAGGAAAAAAAAGGAAGGGCUCUUCACCUUAUUUUGUUGUUUUCCUUUGUUGUUCUAUAAUUUAUACAGAGAGGACUAGUUAGGAAGAUAAUAUUUUAAGCCCAAGAAAUUAUACUAAAUAAGUGAAAAAUGCAGACCAUUUUGCUUAGUAAAUCUUGAACAUUCCACCUUUUUGAUUUUCAGAUUGAUAAAUACCAUGACUAUGGCUGUACAUGCCCAGAAAUUGACAUUGUUGGUUUUCUUUAUAGACAAGCCCACUUUUCUAAGCUGGCAUUAUUUGAUUUUAACGGUAAAACUAGGCAAACAAGUUCUUGGACUCAGAGGGUAUAUGUAUGUUCAUAAAAAAUAAUUUUUACAGAGUUUGUGUAAAUCAGUGUUUUGUGUUUUGUUUUUUUGUUUUUUUGUUUUUUUUAAUUUCUCAGAAUAGGAAAAAAUGGGGGAUUUUGAAAUUAGGAAAGAACUGCUACUCAGAGUACAAAAGCAACUGUUUUGAUAAAAUGGACUUUUAUAGAUUGUUUAAAUAAACAACAGCAACAAAUA
Molecule: messenger RNA, 3424 nt
Organism: Vombatus ursinus (common wombat)
Lineage: Eukaryota; Metazoa; Chordata; Mammalia; Diprotodontia; Vombatidae
Gene: CPSF2
Product: cleavage and polyadenylation specific factor 2
Exons: 15
Coding region: 499-2847 (782 amino acids)
Biological process (GO): mRNA 3'-end processing by stem-loop binding and cleavage
Cellular component (GO): mRNA cleavage and polyadenylation specificity factor complex
Molecular function (GO): RNA binding
Source: RefSeq, a predicted model, not a curated record